Messenger RNA from Cordyceps militaris CM01, 519 nucleotides. Its product is annotated as ribose 5-phosphate isomerase. Gene Ontology annotation, cellular component: intracellular anatomical structure. The coding region runs from base 1 to 519 and encodes 172 amino acids. Gene Ontology annotation, molecular function: isomerase activity. Lineage: Eukaryota; Fungi; Ascomycota; Sordariomycetes; Hypocreales; Cordycipitaceae. The transcript has a single exon. Gene Ontology annotation, biological process: carbohydrate metabolic process. The record is from RefSeq and is a predicted model, not a curated record.
AUGUCCACCAAGCUUCGCAUUGCCAUCGGCGGCGACGAUGCCGGUUUCUCAUACCAGUCCAUCAUCUCGCGCGACUUGGCCUCUGACCCCCGCGUCGCCCAAGUCAUCCAGGUCGGCCCAGCUUCAGAGUCCGACAAGACGGCCUACUCGACCUUUGCCAUUGCCGCCGCCGAAGCGGUGGCCAAUGGUACCGCCGACCGUGCGAUUCUGAUCUGCGGCACCGGACUCGGGGUGGCCAUUGCUGCCAACAAGGUUCCUGGUGUGCGCGCGGUGACGGCGCAUGAUAGCUUUUCUGUCGAGAGGGCGGUGUUGAGCAAUAAUGCGCAGGUGCUGUGCCUGGGCCAGAGGGUUAUUGGCGUCGAGCUUGCGAGAAGGCUUGUAAAAGAAUGGUUGGGCUACACAUUUGAUCCUGUGAGUUCCGCUCCUUCCGCCCAUUUGCUGCGUGCGCUCAUGUUUUUCCCUACUCGGCGUCGGCGGACAAGGUCAGAGUUAUUGAUGAGUAUGAUGCGAAGGUCUUAA